Messenger RNA from Acaromyces ingoldii, 1047 nucleotides. RefSeq lists its product as hypothetical. Gene Ontology annotation, cellular component: cytosol. The transcript is spliced from 3 exons. The record is from RefSeq and is a predicted model, not a curated record. NCBI's taxonomy places the organism in Eukaryota, Fungi, Basidiomycota, Exobasidiomycetes, Exobasidiales, Cryptobasidiaceae. Gene Ontology annotation, biological process: protein folding; positive regulation of ATP-dependent activity. Gene Ontology annotation, molecular function: ATPase activator activity; protein-folding chaperone binding. Bases 1 to 1047 code for a protein of 348 amino acids.
AUGUCGGGAGCCCUUGGGGUCACAUUACGCACCAUGUCGACGUGGAACAAGCACUACCACUGGAAGACGAAGAAUGCGACGCCAUGGACGAAGGAAUACUUUCGGAAGAAGCUCGUUGGCGCCUCGUCGUCGUCGGUCCAGAUCGACUCUCUGACCAACUUUGAGGGCGACGUGGAGCUGGGCAACCGGAAGGGCAAGCUCAUCACCAUCUACGACUGUUCCUUUACCCUCGAGUGGAGCGGCAAGACGGCAGGUGGCGACGACGUCAAGGGACAGGUGCAGUUUCCUGAGGUCAGCCAUGAGGUGGCCGACGAGGAGCGCGAGUACCCCUUUGAGGCCAGCUUGACAUCCACAGCGAGCGACGAAUCGAGGAAGCUCUGCGACGUCGUUCGAAAGGAGCUCGUUCCCGGUCUCCUGCCGCACUUUCACGCGUUCAGGGCCGAGCUCAUUGCUGAGAAUGCAAAGGACCUCGGUCACGAGGACAGCCCGGCCAAUGGCAGCAGCAGCGCGUCUUCGGGCACCUCGACGCCAGCGGCAGGGACAGGGGCAUCGUCUGCCGCUGCUGCUGCAUCUUCCUCGUCGUCGUCGUCGACGACGACGGCAGCGGCUUCUGCGUCCAAGACAGCGGCUGCCAAGUCGGUCAGCACGACCAAGGUCGAUGUCUCGACGGACCUGAGCAUCAGGAGGGAGGACCUGUGGGGCCUGCUCACCGAGCCGGGGCGGAUUCCGAUGUGGACGAGGGCACCUGCGCAAUUCACACUCAACCCGGGCUCCCACUUUUCCCUCUUCAACAACAACGUCACGGGCUCCAUCGUCUCGGUCGAUGCGCCAUCGAAGCUGGUGCAGAAGUGGCGUCCGCCGCAGUGGGAACCUGGCCACCACGGCACACUGACGACGAGCCUGGUGGAGAACGAGAGCAGCACGACGCUCAGCCUUGCGCUCGAGGGCGUGCCCAUCGAGGAGGAGGCGAGGACGAGGGACGCCCUCGACCGCUUCUAUGUCGCAGGCCUUAAGGGCCUCGGUCUUGGCACAGGAAGUCUGGUGUAA